AUGAGUGAAACGUGCCAAACCAACGGCUACGAUACGGUUCACGCAGUGGAUUUUUACCAUUCAAUGACUCAAAUCCCUGGCUUUUUGCAGGAUGCCGCAGUCUACCUUGACGGCUAUCGAAAAACAUUACAGUUGCAAACCACGAAGAAAAGACCUUUCGUGGUUCUGGAUGUUUGUACGGGAACUGGACGAGUUAUCCGAGACCUAGUGGCCCACCUAUCGGAGCACGACGCAGACCUUCACGCCACCAAAUUCAUCGGGUUAGACAUAUCGAGGCCCAUGCUGGAUCAGGCAGCCAAGCUUCCACUGGCAUCCCCCACCGCCGAUGUAACUUGGAUUGAAGGCUCCGCCCUGAAUCUCCAUGAGGUCCCUGCUUUCCGAGAUGGCGUGUUGAAGGCUGAUUUGCUGAUAGUCGCCUUCAGCUCGAUUAGCCACUUUAUCGAACCGGGCCAGGUCGCCCAGUUUCUCAGGGAGGUUGCUCGCGUGCUCCAACCAGGGACUGGUAGAGCAUACAUCUCGUUGCGCGAUAUUCCCGCAACCUUUCAAUCGGAUAUGGCCCCGGCUGAAGGCGACACCAAUAGCACGGACCUUCCCAGUCUUGUGUUACCAGGAAUUACCUAUCGUCAGAUUGGCAAUGAUGUUCAAGUCAAGGACGGUGUGGUUUAUGUGGUGAGCAAUGUGCAAGUAAUGUCGGGCAAGGGGGAUACCCUCAGCACCGAAUCCGCUACUACGGCAUUUCGCAUCUUGGGGGAUGAUGAGCUCCGCACCCUUGCUUCGAGCGUGGGAUUGGACGUGAUGGAGACCGUGAAAGCAGGAGAGGAGACCUAUUACGUGUUCCAAUCCCCUUGA
This is a messenger RNA of Aspergillus pseudonomiae, 849 nucleotides long. RefSeq names its product class I SAM-dependent methyltransferase. The coding region runs from base 1 to 849 and encodes 282 amino acids. The transcript has a single exon. The record is from RefSeq and is a predicted model, not a curated record. Lineage: Eukaryota; Fungi; Ascomycota; Eurotiomycetes; Eurotiales; Aspergillaceae.